AUGCAGCCACCAAUCUUCACAAAGCUCUUCGCUCUCAUCACAGUCUUGCUACUAUGGACUACGUCAGUCAUGGCACUCCCUCCUCUCGACGCCGUGGAAGAUCCCCUCGAAAUCAUGAGUCUCAACGCCCGCUCACCGCUCGCCCCAGAGAUCAAUCUCUGUGGCGCUUGUUGUUCAGCAUGCGGUUCCUACUAUUGCUGCGGCAGAGCAGCAUGCUCUGACUUGUGUAUGCAAUGCUGCCGCACCCACCACUGA
This is a messenger RNA of Fulvia fulva, 255 nucleotides long. Its product is annotated as Ecp38. The coding region runs from base 1 to 255 and encodes 84 amino acids. The transcript has a single exon. The record is from RefSeq and is a predicted model, not a curated record. Lineage: Eukaryota; Fungi; Ascomycota; Dothideomycetes; Mycosphaerellales; Mycosphaerellaceae.